Messenger RNA from Arabidopsis thaliana (thale cress), 771 nucleotides. Its product is annotated as FBD-like domain family protein. The record is from RefSeq and is marked reviewed. The coding region runs from base 1 to 771 and encodes 256 amino acids. The transcript is spliced from 5 exons. Lineage: Eukaryota; Viridiplantae; Streptophyta; Magnoliopsida; Brassicales; Brassicaceae.
AUGGCGGUGCGAGAGCUAUGUUUCAUGCUCACGUGGGCUGGAGAGCCGACCAGCUUACCUAAGAGUCUUUACACAUGUGAAACUCUAGUCUCUCUAUGUCUUUCCGGCAAGAUUCUCAUUGAUGUUCCUUCUUUGGCUUGUCUUCCAUCCCUCAAAGAAAACGAAGGUAUUGUGGGGACUUUGGUUAUAGAUUCACCGAUUUUAAAGAAAAUCUGCAUUACAGAUUAUUCGGGAGACUCUUACUCGUUUGGGAAUAAGCCUCGCCUUGAUAAGGCAAAGAUCAACCUUUUCUAUUACCCUGAUAACAAGUUUAUGAGAUCUCUUUCCUCAAUCAUGUGUCUCGAACUAAUUUUGAGCGUUGCAACGCUUGCGUGGUUGAACGCUAAUAACUUCUCUCGGCUUAUAGAGUGUAAGCUGAUUAUUCUAAACGAGUUAGACUGGUUGGAAUCACUAAUGUCGUUCAAACAACUUGAAAAGGAGUUGCCACUUUCAUGGAACCAACCGAGUUCUGUUCCCGAAUGUUUGUCCAACCAUCUCAAGAUAUUCGAGUGGAAAGGAUAUAGGGGAAGAAAGGAGGAGAAAGAAAUCGUGCGAUACAUCCUUGCCAACUCUAAGUGUUUAAGGAGAAUUGGAGUCUCCUUGAAAUCAACCAACAACCAUAAGACGAUCAAAGAGUUAGAAUCUAUGUCUAGGGUUUCGACAUCAUCCCAUCUUCUAUUCUCCACUCAAUUUGAAUAUAUGAGCGUUGACAAUGAAAUAAGGAGUGACUAA